AUGGGCGAUUAUCUUGCCAGUGCAUCUUUCGACGGCACUUGGCGUCUAUGGGACGUAGCACGAGCUCAGGAGCUCAUGCUUCAAGAGGGACACAGCCGUGAAGUUUAUACUGUGGAUUUUCAAUGCGAUGGCGCCUUGGUUGGAUCUGGCGGGCUGGAUGGGAUUGGGCGAGUCUGGGAUGUGCGCACGGGUCGCACGGCCAUGGUACUUGAUGGACACGCAAGGGAAAUUCUUGGAAUGGCAUUUGCGCCGAAUGGAUACCAAUUAGUGUCGACUUCAGGCGACGAUACCGCACGCGUAUGGGAUCUUCGCACAUUGAGCAGCAUCUACACUAUCCCAGCACAUCGCUCAUCUGUCGCAGAUGUGCGCUUCUUCCAAGCGGCUGAUGAGCGAGCUCCGGAGCCCUUACCCUGGACAAGUGAUGAUAACGUUUCUAUGGAUGUGGAAGACCAUGCGCCCGACUACGAUACCCGAGCGCUUCGCCGAUCCGGGAUGUACUUCGCCACUGCCGGCUAUGAUGGCCUGGUGAAGAUUUGGAGUGCCGACGAUUGGCAGCUUGUCAAGGCACUCAGUGGCGACUCGGGCAAAGUGAUGAGCGUCGACGUGAGCUCAGAUGGACAUCGCCUCGCGAGCGGAGAAUGGGCGCGUACAUUCAAACUUUGGGGCCAUAUAUAG
Molecule: messenger RNA, 675 nt
Organism: Malassezia globosa CBS 7966
Lineage: Eukaryota; Fungi; Basidiomycota; Malasseziomycetes; Malasseziales; Malasseziaceae
Exons: 1
Coding region: 1-675 (224 amino acids)
Biological process (GO): mRNA splicing, via spliceosome
Cellular component (GO): U4/U6 x U5 tri-snRNP complex
Molecular function (GO): protein binding; U6 snRNA binding; U4 snRNA binding
Source: RefSeq, a predicted model, not a curated record